AUGGCAGCGCCGAUCAUCACGGGAGUGGUUAUCCGGGACAAACGCUUCCUUCGCUGGGUCGGAGAAACGCUGGAGUUCCGCUGGCUUCUCAAUAAGGAUCCCGAGACUCUCACUCUCUUCUUCAAAAUGUCUGCCCAGCAAGCUAAAACUCACCUUCCCGCUGCACCCAGCCAGCCAAUCGGAGCGCCCCUCUUGUCCCCCACCCCCUACUCAUUAAAUGUCAAUGUUGUAGACAUGCUGACUGUAGUGAGCUCCUCCAGACAGUAUGAAGAGGGUCAUCCUCAGGCUGUCCUAACCCUGCAGCCUGCCUGGGCACAGAUAUUCCCAGGAGAGACAGUCACCCUGAGCUGUGAGGUGGAGGGGGACUCUGCUGACUGGAGGUUUAAACAGUACCGAAAGGGUCAAGAACAGGCAGUGUGCCAGAAACCCUCACCCAGCAUGGGGAACAGUGUUGGCUGCACAAUCAGUACCCCCCAGUAUAACCACAGUGGAGUGUACUGGUGUGAGUCUGCAUCAGGACAGGAGCGCAGUAAUACUGUCACCUUAACUGUAUCCAAUCAAUGGGUGAUCCUGCAGACUCCUCCCCAGCCUGUGAUUGAGGGAGACGUUCUGACUCUGAGGUGUCGUGUCCGGGGUUAUACAGCUACCAGGGUUGUCUUUUAUAAAGAUAAUAAAGUGUUACAAUCCAGGGCAGAUACAGAGCUGAGUGUGGAUCGUGUUUCAGAGAGUGACGAGGGGUCCUACAAGUGCAGAGCAUGGUGGAGCUCCUCCACUUACUCUGGUGACUCUGCAGAGGUGCGGGUGUCAGUGAGAGAGCUGCCCCAGACUACACUCACCCUGGAGCCUCCAUUCCCAGAGAUAUUCACCGGGGAGACAGUCACUCUGAGGUGUGGGGUUGAGGGGGGUUCUGCUGGCUGGAAAUAUCUCUGGUACAAAGACAGUGAGGACACUCCACUGCUCCAGACUGCUGGACGCAGUAUAACUGGUGACAGCUACACAAUCACUGCAGCUGCUGUGUCUGACCAGGGCCAGUACUGCUGUCGAGGGCAAAGAGGAGAUCCACCACGUUCCUCUCAGCUCAGUGAUAAAGUGACAUUAACUGUGUCUGAGCUGUUCAGCACACCCACUCUGACAGUGCUACCUGGUGCCUCAGUGUGGGAGGGAGAGGCUGUGUCUCUGCAGUGUGGGGCUCACAUAAAUAAACAGGGCACACAGCUGCAGUACCGCUAUAGCAAAGACAAUGGGACUGUGAGAGGAGCGGGAUCACAGGAUCAGCACUCAAUCCCAGCGGCAGGGCUGAGAGACACAGGGAGAUACCAGUGUGAGGUGGAGGCAGCAGGGACGGGGCUGAAGAAAAGGAGUGCUUCUGUGUCACUGACUAUGAGAGCUCUGUUCUCCAGGGUGACUCUGACAGCAUCUCCAGGAGCCACAGUGAAGGAGGGAGAGGCUCUUAACCUGACCUGUGAGGCAGCAGUGAACAAAACCCCCCACCCUGAACUCCACUACACCAUUGUGAGAGACGGGGAGCCUGUGACUAACAGCACUGACUCUGCACUGUACAGCAUAGCCAGCACUGAGAAGAGCCACACUGGGAGCUACACGUGUGCUGUGGAGUCACAGGGAGUGAGGAAGAGCAGCCAGGAGCUACACAUUGAAGUGGAAACGUCCUGGCACAGCGCUGUUGCUAUUGGCUACAGAGUGAGCUUCACUCUGAUUCAUUUCAUUGUGUUCACUCUGCUGCUCCUUCAAUACUGCAGGAUCCAAGGUUCCCUGUGUCUCGCUGGUGGUAAGUCAAGGAAAACCUCGGAUCAGGAUCAGGAGCAGUCAGCAGAGGGGAUUGAGCUCUCCAGCCGUGUGCAGCACACUGGAGUGGAACUGGAAUAGUGCUGCAUUACCAUAGACUGGAGUGGAACUGGAAUAGCGCUGCAUUACCAGAGACUGGAGUGGAACUGGAAUAGUGCUGCAUUACCAGAGACU
Molecule: messenger RNA, 1977 nt
Organism: Acipenser ruthenus (sterlet)
Lineage: Eukaryota; Metazoa; Chordata; Actinopteri; Acipenseriformes; Acipenseridae
Product: Fc receptor-like protein 5
Exons: 11
Coding region: 1-1884 (627 amino acids)
Biological process (GO): cell surface receptor signaling pathway
Molecular function (GO): transmembrane signaling receptor activity
Source: RefSeq, a predicted model, not a curated record